AUGUCUCUAGCAAUAGUUGUGAUGUGUUUUGCAGAUCUGGGAGUAUUGUACUGGAAGUUGAACCCUGAUAACUAUGAGCAUGAUUCCGAGCUAGGCAAAAUUAGAGAUGAAAGGGGUUAUGAUUACAUGGAUUUGCUGGAUCCGUGUCCUGAGAAAGUCAGCAACUACGAGUAG
This is a messenger RNA of Eruca vesicaria subsp. sativa (arugula), 174 nucleotides long. The record is from the annotation of a GenBank genome assembly. Lineage: Eukaryota; Viridiplantae; Streptophyta; Magnoliopsida; Brassicales; Brassicaceae.